Molecule: messenger RNA, 1655 nt
Organism: Caenorhabditis angaria
Lineage: Eukaryota; Metazoa; Nematoda; Chromadorea; Rhabditida; Rhabditidae
Source: the annotation of a GenBank genome assembly
AUGAAUCUGGAAAUUCUAGAACCACAAGAAGCCCAAGCUCAAGAAAAUCCUUUGAAAAACAAAGUUCUAACUUUGAAACAAAUUGUGAGUUUUUUUCCUGAAUUUUCCUUUUUUUUAAAUAAACCCUAUUUUUCAGUGCAAUUUGAAAUUAUUUUCAAAAAUCUUCGAAAGAAUUUAUAAUAUUGAUCGAGCUCAAACGCUUGAAUAUUGGAUGCAACGCAAUUAUAUUUGCCAUUUAGCAGAAAAAGUUAAAGAUGAGGUAAGUCACUUCAAAAUUAAUUUCUAAAAUUCUGAAAAAAAAUCGAUUUUUUUUCAGAAAUCAUACAAAGAAAUUUGCGAAAUGUAUGAGGAAUUUGUGAAAGAUUAUCCACAUGGAGAAAAUGUUGAAUAUCCGAAGCUUGAUUUCGAGAGAAAAUUCAACAUUCCUGGAAUAUUUUCGUAUAUUGAUGGGCCUUUGAAUUCGGAACAACCGGAAGAAAUUUGUGAGUUUUUUUGAAUCCUUCUGAAGCCUUCUGAAACUUUCUGAAUCCUUCUAAAGCUUUCUGAAGCCUUCUGAACCCUUCUGAAGCUUUAUGAAUCCUUCCGAAGCCUUUUGAAGCCUUCUGAAACUUUCUAAAGCUUUCUGAAGCCUUCUGAAGCUUUCUGAAACUUUUUAAAGCUUUCUGAAACCUUCUGAAACUUUCUGAAGCCUUUUGAAGCUUUCUGAAGCCCUCUAAAGUUUUCUGAAACUUUUUCAAGCUUUCUGAAUCCUUCUGAAACUUUCUGAAACCUUCUGAAGCUUUCUAAAGCCUUCUGAAACUUUCUGAAUCCUUCUGAAACUUUCUGAAGCCGUCUGAAACUUUCUGAAGCCUUCUGAAGCCUUCUGAAGCCUUUUGAAGCCUUCUGAAGCCUUCUGAAGCCCUCUGAAUCCUUCUGAAGCCUUCUGAAGCUUUCUGAAACUUUCUGAAGCCUUCUGAAACUUUCUGAAUCCUUCUGAAGCCUUCUGAAUCCUUCUCAAUACAAAUUUUCCAGCCCAACUUCUUCAAUCAACCCUCGGCGGAACAAAGAUCACAUUAACCCAACUGAUCCAAUUCGGAAAUCUGAAAAACCAACAUCUCAACAGAAAUCUUGUCAGAAUAUUAGGAUCUGGAGGUUCAUAUGAUUCCUAUUUGGCAAUCAUCGAUAACAUCCCGGAAGAUGAAGAAAAUCCACGACAACUUCUAACAGAUCGUGAAUUUAUUUACGGUCUUGUGGAUAUCGCAAAAUUGACUGAUCCUGAAAUCUCAAAUCCAAUCAGUGUUUCUCGCAAUGAAUAUUUGAAAAAUGCGAGGAAUACGAGAUUUGCGAGACUGGAAGUUCGGUUUUCAACAAGACACGCCAGAAAUCGAUUUGUCGCAAAUUUUCACGAAACCUUGGCCAAAAUUACAGUACCCUCAAAUUCGGAGGAGAAAAUUGUAUGCUGGAAGAAAAUGUUGCCACGAGAGAAACGUUGGAUGAUCACAAAGCAUAGAGAGAUUCGGAAUCGGAGAGAAGAUCGAGCUGAAGAACAGCCGGGUUACUGUAUUGAUAUUGAGGAUGUUUAUGAAAAGUGUUUGCGUUACAAAAGGGAUUUGUAUUGUUUGAGAGAUUUGGAAUAUGAUAAUAUUGAGCUGGAGAGGCAGAAUGAUGAAUUGUAG